Messenger RNA from Vollenhovia emeryi, 1770 nucleotides. RefSeq lists its product as uncharacterized. The transcript has 2 exons. The annotation marks the transcript as partial. NCBI's taxonomy places the organism in Eukaryota, Metazoa, Arthropoda, Insecta, Hymenoptera, Formicidae. The record is from RefSeq and is a predicted model, not a curated record.
AUGCUGGAAGCGGUAGCUAGGAGGAGCUUAUCCAUGCCGUUCAGUAAUAGCCAACGACCAACGUAUCCGGGAAAGGUAACGACAGCUCACGCGGCGAUAACAGGUAUCAAGUGUAUGCAAUGUAAGGGUGAUCAUCAAAUCUAUCAGUGCAAAGCCUUCAAGGAGCUAUCAGUCGCGGAGCGUUUAGACAAAGUAAAAUCCUUAAGACUAUGUUUAAAUUGCUUAAAGGGGAAACAUGUGGCAAGGGAAUGUUUAGCUAGUGGGUGUAGAAAAUGCUCUAAAAAACACAGUACUUUGUUACACGAAGAUCGCGAGCCUGGAAAGGAAAAGAAAGGGGAAGAAAACGUAACGCCAGAAGUUAAUCAAAAUAAAACGGUAUGCACGCACGCUCAAGCGAAAGAAAUUUUAGAAGCUAAUCAAGUACUGCUGUCUACAGCGUUAGUUACGGUAAAAGACGAUAAAGAUAGCCUGAUUGAAGGAAGAGCCCUAUUGGACAACGGGUCCCAAUCAAAUUUUGUUACUGAAGAGUUUGUUAAGAAAUUAAACUUAAAGACGGUUAAAGAAAAAAUCGAGAUUAAAGGGAUAGACGGACACGUAUCACAUGCUAUGAAAUCAGUUAAGUUAAGGAUAACUUCUCGCUUCGGAACUUUUGGGAUGGAAUUGCAAUGCAUAGUCCUUCCGAAAAUUACGCAAGACUUACCAACGGUCGUAGUAAAUACAGUUAGCUUAGAAUUGUCUAGAAACAUUAAGUUAGCAGAUCCUCAGUUUAACAUACCAGGUAAAAUUGAUUUGUUAAUAGGCGCGGAGAAAUUUUGGGAAUUGAUCUGCGUAGGACAGAUAAAAAUAGGAGAGCAAAAAACCAUACUACAAAAAUCUCUGUUAGGUUGGUUAAUAUCCGGAUCGAUUGGUGGCUCUAAGUCGAAAAGAAUAACACAAACGAGUUGCAAUCUGAGCGUUAUGGAAGAAUUAAACAGUACGAUGCGUAAGUUUUGGGAGGUGGAGGCCUAUCAGGAAACAAAGAACAUAGACCCGGAGGAGGAAUAUUGCGAAAGGCAUUUUAAAGAGAGUCAUAGUCAAUCAAAUGGUAGAUUCAUGGUCGAGUUACCGGUUAAAAAAGACGUGCUAAACAUGUUACAAGGUUCCAGAGAAAUAGCGAUGAAAAGGUUUUUAGCACUGGAAAGAAAGUUUGCUAAGAAUCCAGAGUUCAGAAAUGAGUAUGUCAAAUUCAUGCAAGAUUAUCUAAGUUUAGGACAUAUGAGACGAGUGAGUGAACAAAAUAAAGAUAAGACGAGGGUUUUUCUGCCGCACCACGCCGUAAUAAAGGAAAGUAGCGCUACGACAAAAACUAGGGUAGUAUUUGACGCAUCUAGUCAAUACGCAAAGGAUAUCGCCAAAAUGUAUAGACAAAUAUUAGUACACGAAAGUCAAACCUCCUUACAGAGCAUCAUUUGGCGAGAAAACCCAGAAGCAGAAAUAGAAGAGUUCGAAUUGCUCACGGUAACGUAUGGCACAAAGCCAGCCUCAUUCUUAGCAACUAGAUGCUUACAGCAAUUAGCUGAAGUGGAAAGAACAAGUUAUCCGAAAGCAACAGAAGUAGUGGGUAGAGAGUUUUACAUAGACGACCUGUUGACGGGCGCGAAUACCGAACACGAGGUUAUAACAUUAAAGGAAGAGUUAACGGAGUUAUUAGCAAAGGGGGGCUUCGAGUUACACAAAUGGAGUUCUAACUUAGUAACCUUAGGAGAAGACACUGACGUGAAGAACGAAGCG